This is a messenger RNA of Kazachstania africana CBS 2517, 1917 nucleotides long. It is a transcript of the gene CEX1, whose product is annotated as COPI-interacting protein CEX1. The coding region runs from base 1 to 1917 and encodes 638 amino acids. Gene Ontology annotation, cellular component: cytoplasm. Gene Ontology annotation, biological process: tRNA export from nucleus. The transcript has a single exon. The record is from RefSeq and is a predicted model, not a curated record. Lineage: Eukaryota; Fungi; Ascomycota; Saccharomycetes; Saccharomycetales; Saccharomycetaceae.
AUGAACUUCACGAGCAUAUUUAAGAAUCUGGCUACAUCAUAUUCUCAAUUUCCUUACUCUAUUGACGAAACGCCGUACCAUAGGAUCCCAUUUUGGGACUUAUUUAAGGCAACCGACAAAGAUAGUAAUCCGGUUACUAUCUUCAAAUCCGUGGAUAAAUCAGUCCUGGUGAUGAACUGUUUGUCGAUGAUUAGAAAGAUCAAGCUUCCCGGGCUUAUUAAGAUUGUGGAUAUCAAUGAAACCGAAGAGUAUGUCUAUAUAGUCACCGAGAUCGUUGAACCGGUUACGAAACUCAAUGAUCACGAAACUAUAAUGGCCUUAGUGGAUUUCAAUAAGUUUUAUUCGAACUUUUCUAAGUUUUUCAAGAUUGGCAAACUAAGUAAAGAAAACUUGUUUAUUAACUCUAUUGGAGAAUUGGUUUUAUUCGGUUUAGAAUGCUGUGUCGAGAGGAAUAAUGACAACUUUCAAUAUAUUUCAAUGUGGGAAAAUUUCUUCAAUGUAGAUUGCAAGAAAACGGAGAGUGCUGUCGUAGCUAACACAAUCUCUCAAGUUUUGAAAAGUUCGAAAUUUCUUAGUAAUGACAGUGAAAUUAGAGAUGUCAUAAAAUCAUAUUCAAAUGGUAAGACAAAAUUCGAAAGGUUUAAUCAAAAAUUAUUUAAUUGUAAAGUCAUCGCAUCAGAUUUCAAUGAAUUAGUAUCAAUAUACGAGAAAUUGAAAGAAAUUCAUAUACUGAAUGCCAAUGAAAGAAGCAUUUUAUUGAGAAGUUUCCUUUCCAUUUAUUAUAAGGAUAAUUUGAAAUUGUCUUCCAAUUUUAUGAACAAUUUUGUUGUACCUGAACUAAUCCGAGAUUUGAAUAAUGAACAUGAAAUUUUUGAUCCAAUGUUUUUAAUGGCAUUGUUUGAUAUUAUAUUCAAGAAUGAAAUCCAUAGUCAUGAUAAGUCAGUAAAAGAAAUAAUUUACAAAAUGUUCGGCUUACCACAGAGGCAAAUAAGGUUUAUUCUCCUUAUACACUUAGGCAAAAUCAUGGACCAUUUUCCGGUUAAAGAACUGAGAUUCAAUGAUAUGAUAUUCAAUAAAUUGAUGAACGGGAUUAAUGAUAAUGAUAGUAACAUUAGAUUACUAACUUUGAAGACAAUACCAACUUUUGUCAGUACGUUAACAGAAAGACAAUUAAAUAAUGAAUUGAUUAGAUAUAUUGCGAAAUUGCAAAUCGAUAAAGAUGAAGAAAUUAGGAAAUGGACCAUUUUAAUCAUUUUAAAGAUAAGUGAAACAUUAAAAAAUUACAAUUUAAUCUUAACAAUAUUGAACAAAUCCUUCCAGAAUGAUUCAGAGACUGUCACUGUAAAAUUAUGUGUAUUAUAUGGCAUUGAACAGUUAAUGGAUAAUUUUGAGUUUGAAUUAAUUAUUAAAAGAGUUAUCAACUUGAUGCUUCUGGGACUUAUGGACAAACAUGCUGAAAUUAGAUUCAAGAGUGAAAGUUUAUUCAAUAAGUAUAUGGAAAAGAUCAAUUCAGAAAUUAAAAAUCGUUAUUCUAGCGAAAUAAAUGGAAUGAAAAAUAAGAAAUUUGAAGAUUAUAAUAGUAUGCUAGACGAUAAAUCGAUGGGCAAUUUUUUCACCAAAUUGAAUCAAGAUUUUAUUGCAUCAAAUGUUGUUGAUUUAAAUGCUUCUAUGAGCAAUUUGAAUAUCAAUAAUAAAGAAGGAGAAGAUGAAUGGGACGGAUUUAAUGAGGAUGACGCAUGGAACGAGUCGAAAGCAGACGAUGGAUGGAAUGAUACGAACGUGAAUGAUGGUUGGGACGAUUCUAAUAUAAACGACGGUUGGGGCGAUUCCAAUGCGAACGACAAUCUGGAAGCAAACAAAGUCGAUGACGAGUGGGAUAAUUUUGACGAAGAAGAAAAUAAUGAAUGGGAUUGGUAA